Closterium sp. Naga37s-1 is the source of this 1278-nucleotide messenger RNA. The record is from the annotation of a GenBank genome assembly. NCBI's taxonomy places the organism in Eukaryota, Viridiplantae, Streptophyta, Zygnematophyceae, Desmidiales, Closteriaceae.
AUGACCGUACCCCGUAUCCGUCCUUAUGUCGUCUCAUCUCCUCUUUCUCCCAUUGCGGCAUGGAAGGUGUUUGGCGAUGGCCAGGCCAUGGGGGAUGGGUCAUUGCGAGUCCUGCCAUGCGCUCCUCCUAACUCUCACGCCUCAGAACUCGUCUCACCUCUCAGCUUUCCCUGCUCUUCUCUUUCUCCCAUUGCUGCAUGGCAGGUGCCUCGUGAUGGCCAUGCCAUGGAGGAUGGGUGCCUCGUGAUGGCCAUGCCAUGUAGAAUGGGUCACUGCGAGUCCUCCUCGCCAUGCGCUCUUCCUCCCUCCCCCACUGUGCUCUUGGCUCCUCUCAAUACUACCUGCUGCCGUCCAUGCCCCUCCAACACCUCAUCUUGCAGGGCUCUGGUGAUGGCCAUGGGGGAUGGGUCAUUGCGAGUCCGCGCCAUGCGCUCCUCGCUCUCGCAGCUCCUUGCAAGCACCUCAGGAUCGUCUCACCUCCCAGCUCCUCCUUCUCUUCUCCGCCCUGGUGAAGGCAAUGGAGGAUGGGUCACUGCGAGUGCUCGCCAUGCGCUCCUCGCUCUCCCACCACCCAGCGCUGCCGUUCCCCCUCAACCAGCAGCAGCAGCAGCAGCAGCAGCAGCAGCAGUAGCAGGGCAGGCAGGAGCACAAGGAGGAGAAGAAUCGGUACAACCGGCGACUUGUGAGGCGCCUUACAACCGGCGGUGGGUCGUGUCGACGCUCUCCCUCAGCACAGCUGCAGUGUGGGGCGCCGCUGCCUCUGGCGCCACAGGAUGCGCUGCAUUCGGCGGGGCAGACGGAUCAGUGCGAUGCGUUCAGCUCAGCAACAACUUCCUCAUCAACCGCCACAGCCGCAGCAAGCAAGCCGUGAUUACAGUGGGGGGGUUCAACCAGAUCCUGUCACCGCCCACACAAUCUAGUGCGGAAGCUGCCACUGCUGACACGUCAGCAGAUGAGUCUUCCGAGCAUCGGUUUGUCUUUUUCCGAGGCGAUCGAGGUGAAGAGACAGAUGGGGAGGCAGGACAGAAAGGGAAAGGGAAACUGAAGAAGGGACAGAGGGAUGGAGGGGAGGAGGUGGAGGUGGAGGAAGAGGGUGAGUCUGCCCACAGGGCAGAUUGUGGUGGGGGAGUGGUGUGUGGCAAUGCAUUGGGGUGCAAAGCGGUUGCAAUGCACAGAGUGGCGUGGAAUGCUAAUCGAGGGUUUCAGCAGUGGCUGGCAAGUGGGGGUGCUAAUGGGGUGCUCCGGUGUCAGCUGUUUCGCCUGCCGUCGGAUUCUUAA